Messenger RNA from Trichobilharzia szidati, 2519 nucleotides. The record is from the annotation of a GenBank genome assembly. Lineage: Eukaryota; Metazoa; Platyhelminthes; Trematoda; Strigeidida; Schistosomatidae.
UUGCGUUACAUUUUUGCGUGAUUCGUUACAUAAAAUUUAUCUUGUUGUAAUCCUUGCACAAGUCCUCUACUACUUCCAUACCUAUAACUAUUAACUUUCAUAUCAAAUAGUUAUGGUUAACCAAAGUAAAAAGCAGCGAACUCAAUCCCCUGUAAAACUGAUGACUAAUUUUAAGUCGUUGAUUGCUACAUCAAGCAACAUACUUCCUACAAAUGGUUAUAGUGAGCCACAAAACUCACUUGUAUGUCGUAAGCGUCGAGCUGAAACUGAGGAUAAAACUAUACUGACAGCUAGUAUUAGCACUACUCCCAAAAAUUCAGUACCCUCUGCUCAUACAGAAACCCUCCCUACACCUUAUGUUCUUAUCGAAAAGCUCCAGCCUUCAAGCUCUGUUUCAGUACUAUCUUCAGAAAUAGAACUUCUAAAGUUGUCUAUAGGAGAACUUAAGGCCGAGUUAAGGGACUUAAAAAACAAUAAGUCAGUAGAUCCUGGAAUUUCCGAUACCAAUACCAAAAUCUCCAAUUUAUCAGGUCAGAUCAGUGAUAUCAGACUGCAGGUCUGUGAACUGACACCUUUAACUAUUCUCAUGAAAACUGUAGACCUUAACAAACUUGACAGUGAAUCGAUAUCUAAGGUGGAUAACCUAAUUAACUUUGUUACUACAGAAGUAACAAAACGACUAGAUGCUAAAUUAAAUGCUAUUGUCUACAACGUUCCGGAUAAUGAGGCACUAAAAAAGGUACAGCGCAUCCUUCUUAGUGAGGCGAAAAUGCCCAACUCCAAGACUAAGUGCUACAGGCUGAAGAAGAGUCAACAUGACAAGUGUUGUCCUAUUCGUUUUCAGUUCGAAACACCGGCUGAGGCCAGAAAAUUUACCCACUCCCAACACACCCUAUCGCAACUCAGAAAUUACAAACUAAUAAAGGUUGCGGUGGACAAGACCGUCAUAGAAAGGCGCGUAUAUAAUUAUCACACUGAGUCUAAUUGUGGAAUAAACAAUAGGACAUUGCAAGCAGCAAUUAUACCCAACCCUUUGGGAGACACCGUAGAAUCCACCGCACCACCCCUCUCUAACCACACAGAAUUAUCUUCUCAGAGAGCGACACCAACCGAAAGGCCGCUAAAUUGUAACCAAAUAGCCAAUAAAACUAUACCACCUACCACCGUAGAUUUAGACAUGUCACUAAAUAAUCCAAGAAAAAAUGUCAAAAUCCCCCGAAAGUUGACCCUUUCCUCUCCUAGCCAUAAGUCCAUUGGUAAAAAAGAGAAGAAUAUGACCCCAAAUUAUGCCAACAGCAACAAUGGCAGUAUAAGUAAGCCCACAUUCCCCACGGUCAAUAGUAUUGGCACCCACAACGUGCGAAAUAGCACCAUGGCCCACACUGAUAACCAACGCCAAAACAAUGCCACCCUCAAGAGUACAAGUGACAAUAGUCAGAACUCGACCACCAACAACUCAGGGCAUUCACAGUAUGGCACGCUAAUAAAUUUUGAUCGGAUAUACGGUACAAGUCUGCUGGGAACUAACCCACAAAGCAGUACAUUCGAAACCCUUACAAGGACACCACUAGUACCUAACAAUAGGUGGAAUAAUAGACCAUGGUCUUCACAAGGUCCCAAUCAUUUUUUAUCCCCUGCGUCCCUGUCAGCGUUGAAAAAACAGCUGGUAGGGAUGCUAACACUCCUAAACCGCUAGUGCUGGCUCCCCCUUUGCAUGAAUGUAGGAACAGUCUAGUUAAGUUCGCCCGCAUCCACUAAGCACACUUGGUACAUGCACAAGUUUAGGUCAAAUUAAGAUUCCUACCCCCGUUUCUAGCUUAACUAAAAAUAAAAAUGCCUUAGCCUAUAGCACAUCCAGUACUCCAACGCUCAAUUCUUCACCGAAAACAGCACACACCAACUCGAUAGACAUAGGUGAACAUGAUGCUGAAACUCCUCUCAACAUAGGGUCGUCAUGUCAAACAGUACUACUGGGUGCUGAACCACAUUCGGGGCUGAUUAACGAACUUAAGUACUUCAAAUGUUAUUUCAAAUCUCAUCUUUACCUAAUCCUCAUAAAUGCUAGAUCCGUUCUAAAUAAACUACCGAUGCUCAGAGCACUCACAGUAAUAUACAAACCCCCUAUAAUUGUCAUCACUGAAUCCUGGUGUAACUCGAACAUACUGGAUGAAGAGAUAAGCUUAGAUAACUAUACACACUUUCGGUGUGACAGGGAAGGUGGUAAGGGAGGGGGUUGUCUUAUGUACUUUCUGAAUGCACUUACUGUAUCACAGCUAGAAAGUAGUACACUUAACAUGCCUGAGACUUUAUGGGUUAACUUACACUUAAAUAACACAAUAGUAUUAAUUGGAUGCACCUACAGAGCACCUGGCACCUUUAGUAAUUACGAGACCCAACUUAUUAAUACUCUAGAACAAUUAUCCACCCUCCACUACGAUCAUAAGAUCCUAUGUGGAGACUUUAACUUACCAGAAAUCAACUGGGAAAUACCCACAGGUCCAACUAAACUUGAUAAGUUC